UGCCUUUUGAAAUUAAAAACUGUUCUGGAAGAAAACUACAAUCGAGACGUAAAUUAUAGUAUUGAAUCUUGGAACUUCAGUAGUGAAACCUCUUCAAAAAGUUAAUAGAGUCAGUGUUUUACUGUGUCGCGCGGUUUGAAAUUAGUCCUAGCGUGUUGUUGUGCAAUGGCUUUACGUACUCAGUUUGAGGGCCAUAAUGAUAUUGGUGUGUUUUCGAAACUGACAAACAACUACUGCCUAGUUUCCGUCGGAGGUUCCGAGAACUUCUAUAGUGUAUUCGAAGCUGAACUUUCUAGUAACAUUCCUGUCAUACAUACAACGAUUGCUGGUAUUCGAACCGUUGGGAGAUUGACAGUAGGAAACGCACAUGGUUUGCUUGUUCCAUUCACAACAACUGACCAAGAACUACUGCAUUUGAGAAAUUCUCUGCCAGACAAAGUAAAGGUGGAGCGCCUAGAAGAACGCCUUUCAGCCCUCGGAAAUAUAAUGGCUUGCAAUGAUUAUGUGGCUCUCGUCCGUCCAGAUCUUGAUAAAGAGACUGCAGAAUUAGUCAGUGACGUUUUAAAUGUUGAAGUAUUUUGUGAAGUCAUUGCCAAUCAACUCCUCGUCGGGACAUACUGCGUACUUACCAAUCAAGGUGGACUAGUUCAUCCGGAUGUUAAAAUCGACGAAUUGGAUCAGUUGAGUAGUCUCCUUCAUCUCCCACUAACUGCUGGGACUGUUAACCGAGGAAGUCCACUUAUUGCAGCUGGACUUGUGGUCAAUGAUUGGGCUGGCUUUUGUGGUCUGGAAACGACAAGCACCGAAAUUCAUGUGAUCGAAUCGAUCUUUAAAUUAGAUGGUGAUAUGAACGUUCCUGGAGUGGAUUCAAUGCAUGACGCUUUAGUUGAAAGCCUUAGCUGAUUCACCUGUCGGAUUUCAUCUAUUGUAAAGAGUUUAAUUCUAUUGCAUGUUACUCCACUCGUGUACAUUUGUUUCUCAAUUAUGAAAACUUAAUAGCUUCAUCUCCAAGUAUGUAACGUGAGCAUAUAUUCUUUGUACAAUCAAUUUUGUACGUAAUAAAAUCAGUCUUACUUCACUUCAUUCACAUAUUUUUUUGAAAAUUUUGAGUUCUAUUGAAAAAGUGAUAUGUUAUUUGUUUUUCUUAAAAGUCUGUGAAUAGUAUGGAUGAAUUAGUGUGAUGAUUUGGUGAUAUGUUCUAAAAUUUCAGUUCUUCCUUACAAUGUGCUUCGGUUUCACUCAUAUAUUGAGCGUUAUGGAGUUUUAUUUAAACAGAAGAAAAAAACUUCGCUAGCAAUUA
Molecule: messenger RNA, 1300 nt
Organism: Schistosoma turkestanicum
Lineage: Eukaryota; Metazoa; Platyhelminthes; Trematoda; Strigeidida; Schistosomatidae
Source: the annotation of a GenBank genome assembly